AUGAAAGUCAUUGUGGUCGGAGCUUCAGGUGAGACAGGAACAUCUGUUGUGCACGGUCUUCUCAAGUCCCCCGAAAACAUCGAAGUGACUGCUCUCGCUCGCAAGUCCUCAGUGGAUAAACCAGAGUAUCUCGCACUAAAGGACCUCGGGGUUACUCUUUCUACAGUAGAUCUCAGCACUGUUAGCGAUGAACUUGUUGCACUGCUCACUGGUGCCGACGUCGUCAUCUCCUGUUUGACUUCUGGUAAUACAGAACAUGUAGAAAACCAGAAUAACCUUGCUAGUGCUUGCAAAAAGGCCUCUGUAGGCCGCUUCGUUCCGAGUUUCUUUGGGCCUAUAUGCCCCCCUCGAGGAAUAAUGUUGCUUAGAAAUCUGAAAGAAGACCUCCUUGAUCAUAUCAAGAGCAUAUAUUUGCCUUAUACGGUCAUUGAUGUUGGCUGGUGGUAUCAGCUCUCACUGCCCCCUCUACCUUCGGGCAGGCUUGCAGAUGCCCUCACCAUGCCCGUCCAGACUAUCUCGGGCGAUGGAAACACCGAGACUGCUCUGAUCGACAAACGAGACAUUGGAAAAUACGUGGCUCGGAUCAUCGUGGACCCACGCACACUAAACAAAUCAGUAUUUGUAUUCAACGAGAUCUGGACCCAGAAUCGCAUCUUCGAUCUGAUGGAGAAGUUGUCUAGCGAAGAAAUACCCAGGAACCAUGUCAACAAACAAGUCCUUCAGUCCAGGAUUAAGACUGCGAAUGAGGCUGUCGCUGCAGGCGAUAAUGCUCACAUCAGAAAUUUAGUAGUGUCCCAGUAUGAGUUGGUCCUAGGAAUUCGUGGAGAUAAUUCUCCAGAGUGUGCCAGGUAUCUGGGGUAUCUAAUUGGGAAAGACUUAUACCCUGACCUUCAGGGUGAAAGUCUUGAACAAUUCAUGAAGGACACACUAGCAGGGAAAAUUGGGCGCAUAUAUGCAGGGCGUCAUUAG
This is a messenger RNA of Clonostachys solani, 969 nucleotides long. NCBI's taxonomy places the organism in Eukaryota, Fungi, Ascomycota, Sordariomycetes, Hypocreales, Bionectriaceae. The record is from the annotation of a GenBank genome assembly.